This is a messenger RNA of Paramecium octaurelia, 399 nucleotides long. NCBI's taxonomy places the organism in Eukaryota, Ciliophora, Oligohymenophorea, Peniculida, Parameciidae. The record is from the annotation of a GenBank genome assembly.
AUGUUGCAGGAAAAACUAAUAUAUUAAACAGAUUAAAAUUAGGAAAAUGAAAUACUAAACUCCAACCAUACUAUAUAAUUUAGAAAAAAUUUAAAAAUAAAAAGAUUAACAUAAUUUCUUGAGAUAUUGAAGGAGCAGAUAAAUUAGAAAUAAUUGGGUAAAUUAUUUGUAAAACAGUCAAGAAAAAUAAUUUAAGGUAUUGAUUGGUUUGAUGAUGAAAGAAUGGACUCGGCAAAGUCUGAAUUACAUAAAAUGUUGCUUGAACUUGUUGGAUAACCCAUUUUGAUAUAUACAAAUAAGGCUUAGUUAAAACGAACCCAGAAGAGUUAGCUGUUGAAUUAGCUAUACAAAAUUAUCCCAAAAAUUGGCAUAUAUAAAUACUGGUAAAGGACUUUAUGA